Molecule: messenger RNA, 1836 nt
Organism: Penicillium malachiteum
Lineage: Eukaryota; Fungi; Ascomycota; Eurotiomycetes; Eurotiales; Aspergillaceae
Exons: 3
Coding region: 1-1836 (611 amino acids)
Source: RefSeq, a predicted model, not a curated record
AUGUCACCACUUGCCAGAAAAGCUAUGAAGACCAAAGCAGAUAUUACGGAUAUCCCUGAUGACUGGCUGAUCUCCAAAAUCGACCAUAGCUCUGAAAAUCCGAAUUUCGGCUUCGUCAAAAGCCUUUAUCAAACAUGUUCAGCUGCCCUUGUAUCUAUGUGGAAAUCACAUAUUCGAUUAACACCUCAUAAUCGACAGAAAAGCAUUUUGAAGAAAGAUAUAGCCAGCAUCCAUUUUUGGAAAGAAAAUUUCCCUACUGGCCACCUUGAUACCAUCCUUGCAGAAUCAAGCGACUUGAAUAUUCGUGUGCUCCAGAACCUGACGGGCAUUGGCAAAAUUCUCAUCUCCAUUUUCACAGACUAUGAUGAAGCAAUAUUCAGCACAAAUAACAAGCGUUAUCCCGAAGUCAAAUUCUCGAAGGAGUUAAACACAAAAGUCGAAAAGGCUGCACUGAUGCUUGAUGUCGAAGAAAGAUCUGACCAGUCGUCCGAUGACGAGACCGACGAUUCCACUCCAGCGACCGAACGUCAACAGAACCGCCUCGGACGCCUUCACUCCUACAUAAGCUGUCUGAUAGGCCUUACACCCGUGAUGGAGAGGUAUAUAUGGUCUUUGCAAUGCAAGGCGGAAGUUCAAUAUGUUCCUAUUGAGACUGAUUUUCAUUCGACUCAUCGUGCGCAGCCUUACGCUAUGCGUAUUCGCGACCGAUUUUCGAACGCGGCUACCUCUCUUGUAGAGAGGUUGGCAGAGGCUAACCUAGAAAGAUCAAUCAGGCUUCGAACGAAACAAGACGAAGAAGAAGUGGGCGACCACACGAAUGAGGAUGCUGUGACAUUGUUCAAGCCAUUUUCUCUGUUCCAUGACUCUGGUAUUGGGACAUCCAUUCCUACAAUUUCGCAGUAUGCCGCUACCGUUGCUUCCCAUACUUCGUUCCUGUCGGUCGCUGGAGAAGAUGCCAUUGGUCGCCCUCGAGUUCCCUCUCUACCGCAGCAAGAACGUUCCUUUCAAUGCGAGUACUGUCACAGGAUGAUAUUUAUGCGAAAUCGAAUAGAGUGGAAUAGGAUGCAUGUCUUCGCUGAUCUGGAGUCAUACAUUUGCACACAAAAUGGAUGCAAGGACGCAAUAAAGACCUUCCCAACCCGUCAAGCGUGGGCAGAUCAUGAAUUCAAUGAACACUUUACUUUGCGCCGAUGGCGUUGCUUCACUUGCAGUACCAUGCUCGGCACCCCGGAACUCUUCGUUGAACAUUUGGCUCAAGUGCAUGAUAAGGAACUGCCUGAUCACCACUUGACAGCUGCGACUUCAGAAGCGCAAGAGACUGUUUUGGCCCCCGAAUUUGAAGCCUACAAGUGUGGCUUAUGCUUACAGGAUGGGUUUCAGACCAAAAAGAAAUAUUCAACUCAUGUCGGGCGACACCUGGAGGAGAUCUCUCUGGCUUGUCUCCCGAGAGAUGAAGAAGACAGUUCUGACGAUGGCUUGGAUACAGAACUAUCCAGCACCCGCGGAGAUGUUGAUGAGCCUUUUUCCUCCGUUGGACAAAAUUACGAGAGUGAUGAAGGUUCUAACGCCCAGGUCUCGACGCCUCAGGGUAAUCCUUCUCUUGCUACGGCCCCCGAGAUGGAAUUGGGUGUUGACAGAAUGGCGGAGGCCCCUUUAAAACAGAAAGAAUUUGCGGAAAAAGAUGUUCCUUCACCUAAAUCACACCUUGAAGAGCGUCAAAUAAGAGGGAAGGAUGGGUUGUAUGUAUUUGGUGAAUCCAUAAAAUCUGAGCCAGCCAUGGCGAUGCCCAAGGCCUCGGGAACUGGGUAUGGGUCUCUACAACCGACUAGCUACUGA